Messenger RNA from Thelazia callipaeda (thelaziosis nematode), 2523 nucleotides. The record is from the annotation of a GenBank genome assembly. NCBI's taxonomy places the organism in Eukaryota, Metazoa, Nematoda, Chromadorea, Rhabditida, Thelaziidae.
AUGCAAGACGAUGAUGUUAGUUAUCGUCCAAUUCAUGAUUCAAUACAUAAUAUUAUUUCAAGAUUUGAAUAUGAAGAAGACAAGUUUCUUAGAGAAUUGGAAGAAUUACAGAAGCAGGUCACUGAAAAGUCAUCUUCAACUGAAGAAGUUCCAAUACUUGGAGCAUUAUGCAGUUUGGUUGGUGAAAUUGGUAAGUUACGUCGAGAAAAUAAAGCUCUUCGACAUCAGCUCAAUUCAUCAAUAGAAUCAAAACGUGGUGUAGUUCAUCGGGUAAGCGCGCUUUUAGAAGGUAAGGCAAAUAUUAUUCCCAGAUUUAUGGGUCAAAGAGCAAUUCAUCGAUAUGAUGUUCAAACAGGAGCUCGUGAACGAUUAUCAACACCACCUCAUAAAGAAAGUUUGACAACAAGUUCAUAUUCUACGGAUAUAUCAUCAGAUUUAUCUGACCCAAAUCGUUUAACUUUGCUAUCAACUACCAAAAACGUUCCACCAACAUUAAUUUUACCAAAAAUGUCGGAUUCUGAUGUUGAACAUUCUAUUUUUACUGAAGCCAACAAUGUAACACGUGAAGGACGUGCGGGAAUAAGACGUUCCAAAGUAUUAUCAGUAUUAGAACGAAGAAGUCCUUCAUCAGCAUCAUCGCGUGAUCACUCCGAAAAUAUGACAUCAAGUCAAUCAAGUUUCUUUGAAAUAAUUGGAUUAACGAAGAAAAAAAAAGAAAAGUCAACAGAAAUUAAAAAAGAUCGCUUAGGAAGUAAAAUAAUAUUGAAAAAAAGAAAGCGAAAAAUCAGUGAAAGUAAUUCAGUACAGUCUAGCGAAAAUAAUGCUAAUGAUGCAACAACGACAAGUACAAGUAAUACAACAAGUAAUCGAAACAUUUACGUGGAAUCAAGUGAUGAUAAUAGACAAUCAUUUCUUCAAAUUCCUAAGCAAUAUCAUUUGCUACGACAAAAAGAAGAAGAAAGAGCGCAAAAAUGUUUGCGCAGUAAAAAUUCAACAGCAGUAAGCGAAGAAAAUGAUGAUAGUUAUCGUCGUCAUUGCUUUAAUCGAACUUCUAAAAGUAUUGCAGAUGCAAAAUGUUGUGAGUCAAGACUUCUCUUAAGACCAAAUUAUUUGUCAAAUCGAGAAUCAUAUGAUAUUAGUAAUCGUGAUGAACGCAUUCGACAAUUACUUGAAAUUAUGCCAUCUUAUGAUGCUCUUUACUCGUUUACUAUAAGUGUUGUACGCAAGUUAGGUCGACUUCGAGCAUCAUAUAUUGAAAAAAAUAUGUAUGCAAAUCGAUCUGAUUUUGAAGUAAUGCAUGCUCAGUCAUCUUUACUUAUUACUCAUUCUCAGUUGGAACGAUUGAAGUUGCAACUUCAAGCAGUUUCACAACGUAGGAUAGCAAGGCCUGCUUCAUAUCACGGCGAGGAUUUACUUCAGAAAAUGAUUAAGCCAGAAAUAAACUUUCUAUUACCAUUAAAAUUACAUGGUUCUCGUAUUCGUAAGCAUCAUCGUUCAGUUUCUUGUGCUAUGGAAUCUGAAGCAGAGGAAAAUGAACAAAGCAUUGAGAAUGAAUUUUUGCGAUUAUUUGAUUAUGCUAGAUGUUUGUCAAGAAUAUCAGAAUGUGUAACAGUAAAAAAAACAUCUGUAGAAAAAGUUGGCAUUCCAAAUUCAAGUUUAAAAAACAAAAAUGAUCUCUCAAGUACAGCAGUUAUUCGAAAACCAAAUAAACCAGGGAUACGAAUUAAUUACUCAAGCUCACCAACACGUCCACAGGAACAACUAAAAAAUUGCUUCCAAAGAAAUCGUAAAAUAGAAUUAGCUGCACGUCCUGUGAGCCUGGUCGAAACAGAAGGUAGAACGUUAACAGUAGGAGAUAAUACUCAGAAUUCACCAGGUUACGUAGUUAAAAAAUCAAAUGUAGAAGGAAAUGCGCCACUUUCGUUAAAUUUACAUCCACUGAUCAGUCAAGAUCAAACGCAAACAAUUGUUUCUUCACUACAAGACAUAAGAAAUCAUUGCGCUCAUAGUCCACAUUCAACACCACUUAUGAUGCGACGGAUUAACGAACGAUCAAGAAAUAGCAAUCAGCAUGGAUUAGCUGAUUCAUUCGCAGGAAAUCAGUCAGCUACUUGCGAUAUACCACUUUCUCAAAGUAACGCUUCAUCGGAUUAUGUAUCUAUCAUCACAAAACAAAUCCAUACAAGUCCAGAAAAGCAACCGACGACACCAAAAAGAUCACUAUUAAGUAAUUACGGAUCCAAACUACGACAUCCGACGAGCAGUAAUUACCCAAUUGCUGCUGUAUCACAACUAGUUCAGGAGAAUGUUCACGCGAACAAUUCUGAUAAUAGAAACAUCUGCCGAUUACGACGAAAUCCCGAAGUUGCUGGAAUGAUCAAGGGAGAAACAUCAGUAACAACAACAAAAAUAUCUGCUGUACCAAAAAUCUUUGAGAGAAGUCGACUUCCAAAAAUAUCGACAGCACAAACAGAGAAGAAACGGGGUUCAUGGUUAAGUAGAAUUAAAGCAGUUAAGAAGUAA